GACUCUUGCCUGGCAGCUCUGAGAGAGACACUUGACUGUGAGAACUUUGGCACCGCUGAGGAAGGACUGACUUUGUUCAAGGAAAUAUUGGAAAGACAGCCUGAGAACAUGCCGCUCUUUGUCAGUCAGUCGUGGCAACAAAGCUGUCAGAUCAUUGAGAGAACUCUCGGCCUGAAGCAUUCGAAUAUUACACAUCUGGCUUUCCACUGCGCUGCCACUUUUUUCAGACCACAACAUCAGCUGUCUCCCGUCAACGUUCACAAACUCGGGUCUGUAAUGAAGGCAGUCAUGGCCGCCGCAGACCACGCAUGUUUUGGUUCCUCUAACACAGAAGGUGCCGAGGUCACGUUUGUCGUGCACAAAGUCAUGGAUAUCGUUGUCGCAGCAAGCAGGCUGCUUGCUGAAGACAGAAAUCUGUGCGGAAAUGAAGCUGAGGUGGUCAAAGAGUUCAAAGACUCGCUGCAGUGUCUGAUCAGCAAGAUAGUUCUACCCUGGGUCAAGGUAAACUGGUGGUGCUUAAAGGAUCAUGUGAUACUUGAAAAGUUUCUCUCUGUCGUUAAUGUGCAACUGAGGCACGGAACCGCUCCCUUUGAGAGUCGCGAUUUAAUCGCUUCUGGUGUGCCGUGGAAGGUUAUUUCUUUCCUCUCACUUCCCAGGUAAGUAUGGCUCCAUUUUUGUGCUGUUCUUAGAAAAACGCGGUACCUUUUCUAUUAAUUCCUCAAUUUUCUUUCUUAUUUGCCGCCCUCCCUCCCUUUCCCCACCUGUAUGCCAAAAAGAUGUAUGACGAUUUGCAACAAUGAUGUGGAGUGAACACAAUACUUACACAUUUAAUCAUUAUUAUUUAUUAUUAUUAUUAUUAUAAUAUGUGUUUCGUCAUCAUCUUUUGUGUCAUGGUUAGGUGCUUCGCUGUUGCAUGCCGGAGACCUGAGUUCAAUUCUC
Molecule: messenger RNA, 939 nt
Organism: Aplysia californica (California sea hare)
Lineage: Eukaryota; Metazoa; Mollusca; Gastropoda; Aplysiida; Aplysiidae
Exons: 5
Coding region: 109-660 (183 amino acids)
Source: RefSeq, a predicted model, not a curated record